Molecule: messenger RNA, 846 nt
Organism: Gigantopelta aegis
Lineage: Eukaryota; Metazoa; Mollusca; Gastropoda; Neomphalida; Peltospiridae
Product: neuronal acetylcholine receptor subunit beta-2-like
Exons: 2
Coding region: 79-846 (255 amino acids)
Biological process (GO): regulation of membrane potential; nervous system process; monoatomic ion transmembrane transport
Cellular component (GO): neuron projection; synapse; membrane
Molecular function (GO): transmembrane signaling receptor activity; neurotransmitter receptor activity; monoatomic ion channel activity
Source: RefSeq, a predicted model, not a curated record
CGCUAAAAGAGAUUAGAUUAGAGUAGAGUACAACAGUGGUGUUUAUCUUUGCAGAAAGAGGUUGAACUUCUGCCACAAAUGCCGGUGUCCGUCAACAGAAAGUUUUAUGCUCGCCACGGUGAGUGGAGCUUCGUUUCGUCCUCGGUCUACCUCCACAACGACACGGACGACAUCAGCACGUUCCGCACGCUGAUGUUCUCUCUGACGUUCAGACGUCGCUGGCAGUUCUACAGUCAGUACCUGCUACUGCCCAUCAUACUCAACUCGAUUCUCAUGAUCUCCGCCUUUCUCCUGCCCAUAGAUUCCGGCGAGCGGCUCACCUUCUCACUGACGGUCCUACUCGCCUACGUGGUUCUACUCACCAUAGUGACCAACAACCUGCCUCCGAUCUCCACAAGAACAUCCGUGUUACAUAUUUAUCUUUCAAGCCUGAUGGUCCUUGGAACUGUGGUAACUAUUUUUAGCAUUGGGCUUUUAUCACUUCACAACACGGAGGAAACCGACCACAUCUCAUUUGCGUUACAUACGUUUACAAAGUACUUCAUAGCACCUGUAGCAACUUUCAAUCCCUGUCGAAUAAAAAACAGGUUGCAAAAAGAUCCACCCAGUGACGUCACAGUGAGAGAAAACCUGAAUGUACAAAACAUGAUGAUCCAGACUGGAGGUUCUUCAAGUUCAAGGCCGGUGUCACGGUCAUUGUCCAGGCAUAGCGGGUUUAUCGAGGUCAAGAAGUUGUCUUACAGAGAAUUCGCCGUCGUCCUCAAUUCAUUUCUCUUUAGGAUGUCUGUGUUGGGCUUGUGCAUUCUUACGUCCAGUACUCUGAUAUUCUUUUAUGUCCAUAGCUAA